AUGGGUAAGCUGUCCCAAGUCAUGGCGGGCUUCAUGAAGAAGUUCAAAAAGAAGCGCAGGCUGUCAACGGAGCUACAUGACCGCUGGGGUGAUCCUGCGAUCAGUUACCCCAACGAGGGGUCCUGGAACCAGUGGAAUCAAGCGUCAGGAUUUGUGGCCAAUGCUUCCAUAGAGACCCCUCAUCACCUCAAGCCCGAUGAUUCAAGACGCUAUGGUUCCCCCUCCGUUCCACCACAAAACGGAUGGAACGAUUUCCAUCCCCAUCUCCAAAACAUCCCACCAGAGCCGAUCCACGAUCGCACGAACUUUCCCAGAGGAUACUUCGAUGCAACGAUCCGGCGCCGCCCUGAGAAAAUACAGAGGCCCCCAGUCCAGGGUCUGGGGAUAGGCGAUAGGCGACACGAAUUACGAGAUGAGCCCCAGGGCAGAGACAGCAUGGAUGAUCUAGUCCAGGAAUCCUGCGACGAAGAAGACGAAGAAGACGAAGAACGCGACACCUUGGGUGACCCUCGUGGGUUGAAUUAUCGUGGCUUCCCAACCGGAGACAUACCCAUCUCACGAAAUGUGAGCCGCGAGGAUUGCGGCUCUUAUGAUGUUGCCGCGAAAUCUCCGGCGCUGUCAAUUACAUCUCGUAUGCGUCGGACCAGUAUCCAAAGUGCAACGACGCAAGCUUCGUCUGUUGCUGGUAGUUCCAGACGUACAAGCUAUACUGCAACAUCUUCUGUCUCUGCUCCUUCUCUACCACCUGAUACUCCUCGAAUUCCGUCGCACGUUAUGCAUUUACAUGAAAAGCGACCGGUGACUCGUCCAAAGACUCGGGAACCCGAGCCAACUCCAAAGCCAACUCAACAUGAGAUGGUACCUUCGUAUGAUGAGCUCUAUGGUUGA
Penicillium odoratum is the source of this 888-nucleotide messenger RNA. RefSeq lists its product as uncharacterized. The coding region runs from base 1 to 888 and encodes 295 amino acids. NCBI's taxonomy places the organism in Eukaryota, Fungi, Ascomycota, Eurotiomycetes, Eurotiales, Aspergillaceae. The transcript has a single exon. The record is from RefSeq and is a predicted model, not a curated record.